GUGCUGCUGGUGGCCAGCUCGGACGACAGGAAGCAGAAGGCCGCCUGCGCCUGCAGCGUCCAGGUGGGCUCCUUCAGCGACCCGCACGGGCCGGUGCGAGGGCCUCGCGCACUACUGCGAGCACAUGCUCUUCCUCGGCAGCCGGAAGUACCCCGGGGAAGCCAUGUUCGAGGAGUUUCUCUCCGAGAACGGCGGCUACUCGAACGCCUACACCGAGUGCGAGUACACGUGCUACUACUUCGAGGUCAACCGCAAGGCCCUGCACCCCGCGCUGGACAUGCUCGCGCAGCUGCUGCACGAGCCACUGUUCACCGAGGACAGCUCCGCGCGCGAGCUGGAGGCCAUCGAGUCCGAGUUCCAGAAGAAGAAGCAUUCGGACGGCACGAGGACGGAGACGCUCUUCGCCACCAUGGCCAGGAGCGACCACCCCUGGACGCUGUUCGGCUGGGGCAACCUGCAGAGCCUCAGGGACGAGCCGGCCAGCAAGGGCGUCAGCCUGCACUCGCAGCUGCGGGCCUUCUACGAGGAGCACUACAAGCCCAGCCGCAUGCGGGUGUGCGUCUUCCCGGAGAGCCUGGACGCCCUGCAGGAGGCCGUCGUGCAGAGCUUCUCAAACGCUCACCGUCGCGGCGUGCCCGGGCGUCGGGGACCUCGACUUCGCGGCCUGCGGGCUGCCGCUCGCGCCGGGCCAGCUGCCGAGGCUGCUGCGCGUGAGGCCGAUCCGGGACACGCACUCCCUGACCCUCACCUGGCAGCUGCCGCCCUCCCUCGCCCACUACAGCUCCAAGCCGGCGGGGUACAGCACCCACUGUCUCGGCGACGAGGGGCGUGGCUCCGUUCUGUCGUUCUUGAAGGACGAGGGCUUGGCGACGGAGCUGUCCGCUGGCAGCGGCGGCGACAAUUUCAGCAACAGCAGCAACUCGGAGGUAUUCAACGUGGAGAUCGCCCUCACGGAGCUGGGGAUGCAGCAGUGGCCCGCGGUGGCCAGCGUGGUGUUCCAGUACUUGAAGAUGUUGCGCGACUACGGCGAGAGGCUGCCCGACUGGCCCCACGAGGAGCAGAAGCUGGUCGCCCAGAUGAGCUUCCGGUUCCUGCAGGAGAAGGACCCCUGCGACUUGGUGCAGGAGCUCAGCGAGCGGAUGCUCCCGCUCUACCGGCACCGGCCCGAGCACCUGCUCGUCGGCCCGUGGCUGCACGAGGGCUUCGAGGUGGCCCUCAUCCGCUCCAUCCUGGGCCAGCUGACCGUCCGGCAGUGCUUCGUGAUGCUCUUGAGCAGCAGCUUCGGCCGCACCUCGGCGGAGGGCGGGAGCGAGGACGGGGAGGCUGGCGGCGGCGCAGGCGCGGGGGCGGACGCCAAGCGGCAGCGCGUGGAUACCCCAGACGCGCUGCCUGUCGCCCGGCGGCUGGACCCGCUGUUCGACGCCGCGGCCGCCGCGGGCGACAUGAAGGUGGAGCCGCGGUUCGGCACGGAGUACUGGGACUGCGAGCUGGACGGGGGCGUCCUGCGCGAGUGGGAGGACGCCGCCCCGAGCUCCCGCCUGCACGUCCCGCGGCCCAGCGAGUUCAUCGCGACGGACUUCCAGAUCCUGCCCAGGGACGACACAGGCGAGAGCGCGUGCGCCCCCCUGCUCCAGCGCGCCCCGGCGACCGAGGGCUUCCCGGUCCCGUCCGAGAGGCUGUUGCCGGAGCCGCAGCGGCUGUGGCCCGGGGCGGAUCGCGCGCCGCUGGAGGCGUGGCACCUGAACUGCGCGGCGCAGUUCAACCAGCCGCGCAGCGAGGUGUGGCUGAAGGUAACGUGUCCGCACUACGCGUUCGAUCCGAAGAAUGCGCGGAAGGAGGUGCUCAUGCAGCUGUACGUGUGCUGCCUGCGGGACAGCCUGAACGAGACCACCUACCCGGCCUCGCAGGCGAGGCUGCACUGCAGCGUGAACGGCGCCAGCCACGGGUUGACGAUCUAUGCCGGAGGGUUCAGCCAGAAGCUCCUGAAGCUCGUGGAGCGCGUUCUCGUCGACCUCCCCCUGGAGGACUACUUCGAGCGGGGACUUCGGCGUCUCGGGGCGCAGAAGGAGCAGCUGUUGCGCGACUACAAGAACUCCUGGCUGAAGCCCACGUCGCACUGCAGCGCCCUGCGGCGGCUGCUGCUGAUGCCGAGCUGCAUCCGGCCGGAGAGGCUGGAGCGCGAGCUCGCGUCGAGCACCGUGCAGGAGCUCCGGGAGUUCACGGCGGGCCUCCUGGCCAAGACGGGCUGCACCCUGCUGGCGGCGGGGAACACGCCGCGAGGAGAAUUGCAGUCCUGGGCCGAGGCCUGCGUCUCGCAGCGGCUCCGCCCAGAGGCACAACCUCUCGUGGAGUUAGACGUGGUGCAGUUGGAGAGAGGCAAGACUGUAGUCCUGCUGGAGACGGCCCUGGACGCCACCCAGAAGAACUCCGCCCUCGAGGUCUACUGGCAGCUGCCGGGCCGCGACGGACUGCACUGGGACGAGGGCCGGUCGAAGCUGCGGGCGGUCCUGGAGCUGCUCGAAGAGGUGAUGUCCGAGCCGCUGUUCGACAGCCUGCGCACCAAGCAGCAGUUGGGAUACAGCGUCUCGUGCAUGCAGAGAGACUCCGACGGCGUCUUGGGUUUCACGGUCACCAUCCUCAGUGCCGUCAAGCGGCCGCCAGUGCUUCUGGAUCGCGUGGAGGAUUUCCUGGACGAGUUCAGCAAGAAGCUCCAGGAUAUCCCGGCCGAGAAGUUCGCCGCGCACAUCGUCGCGCUCGGCAGCCGGUGGAUGGAGCCGAAGCGGACGCUGUCGGAGGUGCAGAGCGCGUGCUGGUCGGAGGUGACCUGCGGGUCCCCGGUGUUCGACCGCACCGAGAGGGACACCGCCGUGCUGGGCACGGUCACCCGCGAGGACGUCGCCGAUUUCUUCGCCCAGCGGCCGCGCUGCGCGCCGCCGCGGCCCGGCGCGGGGAGGCCGAGCUCGUGCGCCGCGAGGAGGAGCUGCACGCCGGGGCCCGGCUGCACCCGCCGCGCGGCAGAGAGCCCGCGGCCUGA
Molecule: messenger RNA, 3034 nt
Organism: Prorocentrum cordatum
Lineage: Eukaryota; Dinophyceae; Prorocentrales; Prorocentraceae
Source: the annotation of a GenBank genome assembly